Messenger RNA from Aplosporella prunicola CBS 121167, 592 nucleotides. RefSeq lists its product as uncharacterized. The transcript has 2 exons. The record is from RefSeq and is a predicted model, not a curated record. The coding region runs from base 201 to 365 and encodes 54 amino acids. NCBI's taxonomy places the organism in Eukaryota, Fungi, Ascomycota, Dothideomycetes, Botryosphaeriales, Aplosporellaceae.
UUUAUUUCAGACGCUCAACGCACGUGCAGCCACGAACCCCCGAUCGUAGCUUGACCAGCGAUGGUCUCUCAAUCGACGCUAAGUAUUGAAUGUGGGGCCGGAUGCUUCCGCCGACUAGUUACCCGUCGACGGUCACAAGACUGACAGCAGGGUCCCAUGCUUUUCGCGCUACGGAAGCUAGCAGAAAAAAAUAUCUCUCUAUGAGCAACGCCUACCAGGCCCACCGCAUCAAUCAAAAAACCAGCACGCCAAGAGAAAGCACUUCAGAGGGUAUCGCAGUAAAAAUUAAAGAAACAAUGAAGACAAACUCCGCCUACUGGCUAUCUUGGUCGUUACGAAGACAAGGAAAAACUCAGCUCUGCUGAUGACGUGACAAAUGUGCAAUAGAGAAAAGAAGGAACAGAGAAUGGUACUAAAAUUAUAAGGAGCGUGUUGGUGUCUGGGAAACAGGCACGAGGCAUGAACAUUGUGCGUUGCUGCUUAUUCGGCAUGCUCGCACAUCCUUCCAAUGGCUUGCUCGAUGUCCGAAAACAGGCUCAGGACGUCGCCAUCGGCAUAAAUUUUAAUCGACUCGACAUCUUUACGUUCGAUG